AUGCCUUCCAACGAGCCCGAGACGAUCACCGCCUACCCCAACCACUCUCCUGAUGCGCAGGAGCAGAACCUUCCUGGCCUGGACGCCAAGAUGUCGCCCCUGGCCAUCCACACUCGCGUGGAGAAGUGGGACGACGAUGGAAAGCCCUACCUGGAGGAGUACAUGGGUCAGGGCAAGCUGAAGGGCAAGACGGCCAUUGUGACCGGAGGUGACUCUGGUAUCGGCCGAUCUGUCGCACUGAUGUUCGCCAGGGAAGGUGCUAGCGUCUCGGUAGUGUAUCUACCAGCUGAGCAGCAAGAUGCAGAUGACAUUGUCAAGAUGGCAAAGGAGAAUCCUACUGGCUCCAAGGAGCUGCACCUGAUCAAGGCGGACCUUAUGGAGGAGGAGCAAUGCAAGAGUGUCAUCGAUCAGCACCUUGCCAAGUGGGGCAAGCUAGACAUUCUCGUCAACAAUGCCUCGAAGCAGAUCAUGUGCGAGGACUGGUCGCAGGUGGACCUGAAGAACUCUGAGUCGGUGGUACGCUCCAAUCUCCUGGGCAUGUUCGCCAUGUGCAAGUAUGCCCUGCCCCACCUCAGGCGCGGUAGUACCAUUAUCAACUCCUCUUCGGUGACGGCCCGCAAGGGAUCGCAGGGAAUGGUAGACUACUCGGCAACAAAGGGUGCCAUCGACACCAUGACCCGUUCCCUCGCACUGCAGCUCAAGACAAAGGGCAUCCGAGUCAAUGCCGUUGCUCCUGGCCCCGUGGUGACACCUCUACAGCCUGCCUCGCGUCCAGGAGAUUCCAUGGACGGAUGGGCAGUGGGAGACCCUAGUCUGCUCCACAACAGGCCUGGACAACCGGCAGAGCUGGGACCUACCUAUGUCUACCUGGCUGACCCUGGUAUGAGCAACUUGAUGACGGGGCAGGUCAUUGCGAUUAACAGUGGUAGCAUGUUCUGCUCGUAG
Molecule: messenger RNA, 945 nt
Organism: Microstroma glucosiphilum
Lineage: Eukaryota; Fungi; Basidiomycota; Exobasidiomycetes; Microstromatales; Microstromataceae
Product: NAD(P)-binding protein
Exons: 2
Coding region: 1-945 (314 amino acids)
Molecular function (GO): oxidoreductase activity
Source: RefSeq, a predicted model, not a curated record